AUGCCGUCGGCUUCAUCCUCAAAAGCUUCGGUUGAGUCAGACACUGUCGACACCUUCGAGAUCGUAGAACACCUCGAUACACUAAAACUAAGCCCAGAAAAGAUUUUCAUGGCAAAAGUUGCCAAAUAUGAAGAAAGAGCAUGCAGAUACUACGAUAGAGGUUUGGAACGCGUUGGUGAACACAAACUACAAAUCCAAGGGUAUUUUGAAGAGUACAAGAGGGUAAGCUAUAAUUUAGUGCAAUAUGGUACAAAGUUUCCGUUUAAUUUGUUUACUGAUGGUUUACUAAUCGUUUUGGCCAGAAAUAUGUAUAUCACAGAGUAAAUUUUAGGACAAGUAUUAGAUUGUUCACAUAACUCUGUGCCUCCCAUCGUCAAAAAAUCGCUGUGAAAAAGGACACAGAAUUAUUUGAACAAUCUUAUAUCAAAAAUUCCAAUGCAAUAUAAUACAAAACUUAAAAAAAAUUUUCAAGAAUCUUAACUACAACAACCUUUUAGACCGUAGAAAAGUUUGUGACAGAACUAAGCUGGCGCAUGGAAAACGACUGGUUGAUUGAGCCAGAAUACAGUGAACACAUUGAACCUCAAUACUACAAACAACAUCGCCUAUUAGCUGAACUGUACGAAAUUUUGAAAGAUGUUGGAGUUGGUGAAGAUGCCAAACAAUUGCAAAAGAUAAUGUACCACAAAGCUCUUAACCUAAGCAUGAACACCUCACACCUUUCGUCCAAUACGAUCAAAGAACGAAAAGUUAGACCUGCCAUUUUUGAUAAAGAAGAACGUGAAAGUGAUGAUAGUGCUGUAUGUAGCGAGGACGAAGAUGCUAAGCGAGAGAGGGAUAAACAAGUGAUCAACACGGUAAAUUGUAAACGAACUUUUUUGUAUUGUAAUGACAUAGCAACGUAGAUAGCCUCAUAGGCAAAGUAAUAUAACAAUAUAUUCUAUAAAACCAAGGUUGAUUAAAAAAGACAGUCUUCCUAUACAAUGUAAGACAAUAUAAGGUAAAGACGCUAAAUAUGAUGCUACCAAUACAACAUAUAAACCUCAAAUCAUUCGAAUACCCAUUUACAGGGCCUUGACAUCAUCAAAAACUUGUUCGCAACAACGACAGAUCGUCUGUUCUUUGAGCUACAACAGAUUCCAAAUUUCGAUGGCUCUGAUGUGUGUUACCGUGAACAUAAUCGAACGUUCGUAUCGUUCUUCGAUCACAUAAAACGGUGGGAACGAUUCUUGAGGGUGCGAUACCACUGGUGGGUGUCUAUGCACAGAAUCAUGAGGUAAGUCAAAGUGAUAAGUGUAGAAUGGUAUUAAGGGUAGAGUAAUUUGUAAUCGCUAUAUAUAUAAGGGUUUCUUUGAUCCCAAUUAGGUUUAAAUCGACCGGGUUUUGAUCGAUUUAAACCUAAUUUUAAAGAACCAAGCCUAAUUUAUGAACCUAACUUCCCUACUUUUCAGCGACGGCUCCAUUGACGACCGCUUCACUCAAUACUUUGAUUCAUUCCGCAGAUUCAACAAAGAUGCAUCUGAAAUUUGUCUUGCCAAAGGCUAUGUCCAAACUUUGUGUGCGCAUUUGGACGAGUGUUCAGUCGACAAUCUCAAAUCGACCGUUUUUGACGAGCUUUUCAAACACAAUGAUCAUCAUAUUCACAGUACCAAUUUGGAGGUGAUUGGAGCUAGCAUCUUUGAUUUGGGUCUCAUAUUCAACAAAUUGAGGAAUCUGACUGAUAUUGAUGAGGUUGCUGAUGAUCGGCUCAAGGUUUACAUCAAUGAAGGCUUGAAGAUUGCUAUUAAGGAGGUGUACAUGAGGUUUUUGAAGGUAAGUAAUGAAGAUGUUAAGGUAGUAUUUAGGUUAUUUACCUAAAAACAUGACAGUAGUAUUCAAAGCUCUUACUUAUUAACGUUUCCUUUGACAUUCUCGUCUAGUAGCAUCUUCUUUAGGUCGUCCUUUAUAUAAAAAUUAUUAUAGUAGUACUAAAAAAAGCAGAAAUUUUAAAAAAACUUACUUCAAAAAAUUCCAGUUAAAACUCCUGUACCGCCGUACACUUUUGAUCCUGGACGCUCGUCUUCACGAUAUAAACGAAGACAUUAACGUGUACAGUAAAUGGCUAAAGUGGGCUCAGUCUGACGAAUUGGAGCUGUCCAAGAUGCCAGCAAUUGAGACUUUGGAAGUGGAGGAGAAGUUUUAUCGUAAAAUCGAUGAUAAACUUAAAACAUUGCGCACGGUGACUCAGAAACUAUGGAAGGCUGAUCGUGCAGUCAAAAAGUGUAUUGACAUGUUGAAGGAUUCUUGA
This is a messenger RNA of Bursaphelenchus okinawaensis, 2287 nucleotides long. The record is from the annotation of a GenBank genome assembly. Lineage: Eukaryota; Metazoa; Nematoda; Chromadorea; Rhabditida; Aphelenchoididae.